GAAAUGUAAACAUCGUGUUUGCGUUACGCCUCUUAUUUUCGUAUUUACUCGCAAACUAUUACGAGCUAACGUAAGUUGACACUUCCACACACCAACCUUGUGACAGGGUUGUAUAAGAUUAUCUUUCAGAUAGUCUGCAGGAUAUGACAAGAAUUAAAGUGAUCAGAAAAGUAUUCAUUAUUAUUCAACAGUGUAUCUAACUUUAAAGAAGUUUCAGCAUAAUGCACCAUGGAUAACUUGGACCUUCCUCUUUUAUCAAACCUGAAAGAUAUACAUAUUUUCCACUAUGUGUUAGACUUAAAAUGUGACUUGACUUCUAAAACAUUCAAUUGUUCAGUGUUAGUGCUCUGUAAAUCUAUGCAGUGCAUCAAAAAUUGUGCAAUUAGAAAUCAGCCUGUUAUAGCGGACCAUAUUUAUAGCAAAUAUUUGACAUCUUGCACACAUGAUAUUGAAAUAAAUGAGAAUGGAACAAAAAAAUCAUCUGAAGAAAAAGUGAAAUAUUGUGACAAAAUAUGGCAAAAGUCAGUGUGUGAUACUGAUGAUUUUGUGAUGAUUCUUGAUUCACAUGCCAUUGACGUUGUAUCAGUAAAUGAAGUACAGUUUGCAUAUGUGAAUAAAAUGCAAGUGAAUCAAAUUGAAAAUGCUGAACUUUUUACUGGAUAUAAUUGUAACAAUGUGUCAAACAUUCCUUCAAUUGACAGCAUUUGCCUGCAAAAACGAUGGAAGGAUGCAGAAAAAAUGCCGAUGGAAUAUUUCCUAGAUGACUGGUGCUUAAAAAUUUGGAAAAGUGGUGUUACAUGUGGUUGUUGCUUUCCCAACUGUUUUGAGAUAAACUUCAAAACCAAACCUGAAGGGGAGUCUUUAAAAUGGACAAUGGAUCAGGACGGAAAUCCCUGUGUGUUCACCCAUGGCCACUGGAUUAACAACAGGUCCCUGUUUCCGAGCCAAGACAUCCCAGAAGCCUUAGCCACGUGGAGUGCCCAUGUAGCCCCAGGGGAUAACGACCUGGUUGUCCUAAUGACGGGUGAUAAUGACCCUGUCAUAACAGGACAAGAAGUUGAUGGCAUUGAAACCCUGACCUAUCACUUUUCAAGUGACAUGGCAAUGCCGAGCUCAACAUUAGCGCUCGCAAUUGGCAAGUGGACGUUGGUGGAUACCUUAAGUCAUACUGACCAAAUGGCUUCAGUUACUGAAACUCAGCCUGAAUCUAAGGGAAACACAAUGAAAUGCCGUUUGUUCACUCCGAGGCGUCACAAAGAGGCGGUGCUGACGUUGAUAAGUCCUUACUUUCCCCGAUGUUUAACUGCGGCCGAAAGGUUACUAGGGCCCUACCCAUUCAAACGACUCGAUAUUCUGAUCGUUCCGGAAAAUUUCCAAAGUCUGGGAAUGGCAAGCCCGAGUCUAAUGUUUCUCUCACAGUCCGUGCUUGCUCCAGAUGGCGAAAUGUUACUGCGUGUCGCUCACGAGCUCAGUCAUUCUUGGUUCGGCCUUCUGAUUGGUCCACGUGACUGGCACGAGGAGUGGCUUAGCGAGGGGUUCUGCACAUAUACGGAAGCCGUUAUACAUAAUGGCGCUUUAGGGAAAUCAGAAAAACAGUUCCAACAUGAAAGGCAGAUCAUUGACUACCUGAAGUUCAGGACUCUUUUGGCAGAAAUAAACAAUACGUCUGACGAUUUACAACAUCUACGAGUGAAGCCUUCAGAAGAAAACGUUAUUAAAAAUGGGAUGAACCCAGACAAAGGAUUUUUGCAGCUGCACUAUAUAAAGGGUUACUUUUUGUUGAAAUUCUUGGAAGAAAAAUCUUCCUCGACGCGUUUUUGCGAGUUUCUUUCAACAAUCGUCAGUCGCUUUCAUCACAACCUGAUAACGUCCAAGGACAUCCUGGUGUUAUAUUUUGAACUUUUCCCUGAACUAAGAGAUCACGCUUUUAACGAAGACACAGUGUCCGCAGAGUGGCUUGAUACACGUGAACUUCCGACGCAUUUAUUCAAGACUGCUACAGACAUUAAUGAAAACCCGUUUGUGAUUCCGGUAUUUAAGUUGAUGGAGCGGAUCACGAAUUACAAUAGCCAGUAUGCACGACUUCACUGGCAAAAACGGCGCAAACUGACCAUUGAUUUGCAUGAAAUUACAAUGUUUCAGAAUGUCCAAACUUUAGUGAUGUUGGAACAUAUGCUUACACACGGAAAACUUCAUGCUGAUGUAAUAGAACUCGUUUUUUCUCAAAUUAACUAUGAGCGUGCUAACCCCGAGGUUACACACAGAAUGUGCGAGCUGAUAAUAAAAUAUAAAGAAUCGUGUCUGUACGGAAUGAUACACGAAUUUCUUAUUGACCAUCAGGCAAUGGGCGUGUAUUUAUUUGGUGAGUUGAUCAUAAGUCUAGACAAACAACAGCGUAAGAUAGCUGAAAAUGCCUUCGCAGCGAUUCGGGACGGUAUGGAUAAGGGUGUGAAAAGAGUGGUCGAUGCCAUGAUUUAUGGAGUUGUUUGAUUUCACGAUAUAUUUGGUGAAAUAGGAAUAUUAGGGAUAUUUGACCAUUCUCUUACUGAUGCACAAUUAUGAAUCGACUGCUCCGAUAAUUUGAACGAUUGUGUGAUAUGUAAUCAUGACACGAGAUGAAUCAGAAUUUACGCUAUAACAGGAACGACGGUUAAAUCGAAUAUUUGACGUGCUGAAAGAUUGUGCACACAGUCGUGUUGUUGCUUUUGUGAAGAUUAUGUGACGGAAAGUCAAUCAGUUUAAUUCACUGGGAAUCAACGCUGAACGGCUAUGAAAAUGAAAUAUAGCAAGAGUAUAUUUAAGGAAACAGUUUGCUUGCUAAACAUGUAUCCAGUCGGGAUUAUUGGAUGUCCCAUUCGUGCUUAAUGCUGUGCUAAAGUGAAUUUGGAAUGCUAACUUUAUACAUGUUGACUCCAGAUGCUGGUGCACGUAUCAAAGCGCCUAUUGUAUUCAUGUAUUAUGUCCUUGCGAAAUAUUGAUUGUUAUGAAAUGAAAUGUAAAACAGAAUUGAUGUUCUAACAAGUGUAAUAUACCUCAUAUUGAUA
This is a messenger RNA of Dreissena polymorpha, 3044 nucleotides long. RefSeq names its product aminopeptidase O-like. Gene Ontology annotation, biological process: proteolysis. Gene Ontology annotation, cellular component: nucleolus. Bases 229 to 2490 code for a protein of 753 amino acids. NCBI's taxonomy places the organism in Eukaryota, Metazoa, Mollusca, Bivalvia, Myida, Dreissenidae. The transcript has 17 exons. Gene Ontology annotation, molecular function: metalloaminopeptidase activity; zinc ion binding. The record is from RefSeq and is a predicted model, not a curated record.